Molecule: messenger RNA, 1045 nt
Organism: Phytophthora nicotianae INRA-310
Lineage: Eukaryota; Oomycota; Peronosporomycetes; Peronosporales; Peronosporaceae
Exons: 1
Coding region: 69-872 (267 amino acids)
Source: RefSeq, a predicted model, not a curated record
UUUCGCGGCAUCUUUGCCCAUUUCUGCAUUCUCGACAUCAUUGUCACUUUCUCGUCUCUCAUCCAGCGAUGCAGGACGGUGUGCCCUUCAUGAUGUCCCCCAUGGACUCGGCAGGCGAGGCGUGUCUGGCGAAGGCACGUGCAUGUAUCCGCAAGACGUUCGGGCCAGGUGGUAGCGGACGUCGUACCAAGCGCGCGCUGGAAAUGGCGGACGAGGCGCCGACACCAGCCAAGACACCGCGCACGAAGGUGCGCCAGCGGAUCGCCAAGGCGUCGCAGCUCAACACGGAGAACAUGUUCUUUCAACAAUUCGGUAGCAGUGAAGAGCUCAUGCGCGAGGAGUUUGACCUCGCCCGGCCAGCCGGUCACCCCGUCCUCAAGGCCUCGCGACAGUACGCAGCAGCGGGUGUAGCAAACGCGUCAACCCAUACUGUACAGCAGACAGCAGGAGCCCCCACCAGUUUCUUUUCCUUCUCAUCAACGACAUCCACAGCGUUCACUAGCUCGCUGCCUGCACCGUCGACGGCGAACGUGAACCAACUGACACGACCCACACGUAUCCGAACGCCACGCAAGGCGGCAGUUAAGAGAGGACGAGCAGGAGAGAGCAGUGCCGAGAAAGCUCUUGUGCUAAGAAAGCCGCGACUGGGCGGCGUCAGUGCCACAAGUAUUGACUACGCCAGUGGAGGCAACUCGACGAUCAGUAACCAGACAGCAGCUCCCUCGAGCUUGGACACCCGGACAUCUUUUGCGUUUGUCACCAACCGCGGUGACAGCCUGUCGACCAGAUUCUUCUCGAGAUCACCAAGCAAGUUCCAGUUCUCGUCGAAUGCCACGAGACUGUUCUCCCAGCGCCAGGCACCGCUGCGGUGAUUUAACCCCGUCAUUUAUUGCCAGGCACAAUGAAGAACAUCAAGACAAUGCAAUGCAAAUUUAUUUGACCAGCGAGAGGAGAGAAAGAUUGAUAGUGUAGUUGUAGUCCAAAGAAGAAAACAGUCAUUGUUGAACUGCAAAUACAAUACAAAUUGCAGUCCGAAACAGCGUUC